Messenger RNA from Erinaceus europaeus (western European hedgehog), 1357 nucleotides. RefSeq names its product proline rich 11 (gene PRR11). The coding region runs from base 143 to 1237 and encodes 364 amino acids. The transcript has 10 exons. Gene Ontology annotation, cellular component: cytoplasm; nucleus. The record is from RefSeq and is a predicted model, not a curated record. NCBI's taxonomy places the organism in Eukaryota, Metazoa, Chordata, Mammalia, Eulipotyphla, Erinaceidae.
UCUAACGGGAGGACGAAUCGUAGAGAGGGUAUGUUAUGAUUGGCUCCUUCAGGACAAGGUUUUAGUUUUGAAUUUUUCUUUAUGGCGAGGAAGUGACCACUGCCACGACUCAGUCUAAUUCCCGGCUUCUUAGACUAAAAUCAUGCCCAAGUUCAAACAACGAAGAAGAAAGUUAAAAGCCAAAGCCAAAAGAUUAUUUAAAAAAAAAGAAGCCUUGCACAUUCAAUCCAAGCUAAUUGCACCUCCGCUUCCACCACCACCCUCACCAGAAAGGGUGGUUAUUUCUUCAACAGACAUACCUGUUAGCAGAAAUUGGCUGAGAUUAUUCUGGAGCUUCCAAUGUCCUAAUAUCAAAGGUGCAGUAAAACUUUUGGUAAAUGGAAUGUGGUCUCUAUACAACUGGUGCAAGAACUGCAUAACCCAGAGAUUAGCAGUAUUGAAAGACACCAUCUUUCCAUCUCGUCUCUGUCUCCGAGAACUUCACAAUCUGAAACAACGGUUUCGCACUUUGGAAAAUGAAUUAUCCAGACUCCAGGAAGCACUUAAGGCAGUCUCGGGAAGUUCUUCCUGUCCAAGCUGUGGUCAAACGUGUUUCAGAAGAGAUAAACCUACAAAUGUGCCUGCCUGUGCUGUAACAGCCUCUGCAGAGCCCCAAGCUAUACUUCCUCCGAUGCUGCCUCAGCCAGCCAGCUAUCUACCUCCUCCUCCACCACCUCCGCCUCCUCCUCCUUUGCCUCCACCUCCACCGCCAAUGGCACCUUUGCUGCUCAGAAAAUCUGACCACAUGAAAACCCGCCAGGGUGAACAAUUAAAAAAAGAUGCACCCAUGCAGAUAACAGUUAAAGAUCUACUGACUGUGAAACUAAAGAAGACGCAGAGUCUUGAUGAAAGGAAGAAGCUUGAAUCAUCACUGAAGGCACCAAAUCCACUAGUUACUGUCUCUGACCUGCAACGUGUUACCCUGAAAUCGAAUUCCAAAGUCUUGUCAACUCGAGUUACAAAUGUCUUGAUUACUCCUGGUAAAAGCCAAAUGGAUCUACGAAAACUACUUAGAAAAGUUGAUGUAGAAAGAAGCCCAGGUGGAACCCCACUCACCAAUAAAGAAAAUAUGGAAACAGGAACUGGACUGACCCCAGUAAUGACCCGAGCCUUAAAGAGAAAGUUUCAGCUCGCUCAUCCCAGAAGUCCAACUCAAACUUUGCCACUUUCUACAAGCGGCUUUGAUGAACAAAACUGAUGCUAACUUUGCUGGAGCCCACCUGGUGAUCCAUAGAUAUACACAUAAAAUCUUACUAAUUGUUACUUUCAUGUAGUUGCAUAUGUAUACAUAGUUAUAAUAAUAAAUAAUAUUAAGUAU